AUGUCUUUCUCUGCUCCCCCCACUCAGCCCUCCUCCUCCUCCCCCUUCCUCCCCUCCCCCUCCCGCGCACUCUCCCCUGUUCUCAUCCCGCCCCUCUCCUCCACAGACAGAGCGCUGACAUCCCCUCCUCUCCCCAUCUCCUUCCGCCACCCUCUCCACCCAUCGCCACCCAAACCCAUCCCCAUCCCCGGCUCGAACGAUACCUCCCCCGUCCGCUCUCGCCCAACUCGCAUACCCUCCAUCUUUCGUCGCCCCUCGUUGUCCACCACAAUCGAUCUUCUCGCCCGCUUUCCUCUCACCCGCCAUCGCCAAUCAUCAGAAAUCCUCCGCCACGGCAAGCACGCCCAAACGGCGUCUCCUGGUGCCCAGCCCACCGAGGGUAAAUCUAGCCGGUCAGCCAAGUCUUCCCAGGUUCCCACGCAACAACCCAUUUCACAGCAAAAAUCCCGCCACAAUGAUGACGCACAGCGAUUAGCGGCUCAUCACGCGCAAACAGCACAACAACAACAACAGCAGCAGCAGCAGCAGCAGUCCAGGGUUCCCGCCGCCUCUCCUAACUAUCGAGAAGAAGCUGAAAGGAUUGUUGCCGAUGAGCGUGCUCAGAAUGACAAAAUGCCCCAGUACCCAGGACUCGAAGAGUAUCGUCUGGUAGAAAAGAUGGGCGACGGCGCCUUUUCCAACGUCUACAAGGCCGUCGACCGCAAGUCUGGUAUCAAGGUCGCUGUCAAGGUCGUUCGCAAGUACGAACUAAAUCAAUCUCAGCACGGCAACAAGCAUUUGAACGCCAAAUUUCAGAAACGACCAAGAGUCACCGAGCGUGCCAACAUCUUGAAAGAAGUACAGAUCAUGCGCGGAAUCGACCACCCUGGCGUCGUCAGGCUGCUCAAGUUUUUCGAGAGCGAUGAACACUACUUUUUGGUUCUCGAGCUCAUGGAGGGCGGUGAACUGUUCCACCAAAUUGUCAAGCUCACAUACUUUUCCGAAGCUCUGUCGCGACACGUCAUUGUGCAGGUCGCCGAGGCUAUCCGUUACCUGCAUGAGGAACGCGGUGUUGUACACCGUGAUAUCAAGCCCGAAAAUCUCCUGUUUGAACGUAUCCCAAUUAUUCCCUCCAAGAACCCGAUACAUCGCCCCUAUGAUGAGGAGAAGGAGGACGAGGGCGAGUUCCAACUCGGCAUUGGCGGUGGUGAAAUCGGCCGCGUCAAGAUUGCCGACUUUGGACUGUCCAAGAUUGUGUGGGAUGAGCAGACAAUGACGCCGUGCGGUACCGUGGGAUACACUGCUCCAGAGAUCGUCAAGGACGAGAGAUACAGCAAGAGUGUCGAUAUGUGGGCUUUGGGAUGUGUCCUCUAUACGCUGUUAUGUGGUUUCCCUCCGUUCUACGAUGAGAGCAUCAAUGUCCUUACCGAAAAGGUCGCCCGAGGCUACUACACCUUCCUGAGUCCUUGGUGGGAUGACAUUUCACAUUCUGCCAAGGAUCUCAUCAGCCACCUGCUUUGCGUCGACCCUGCUCAGCGAUACACCAUCGACGAGUUCCUUGCCCAUCCCUGGAUCAAGGAGGCUCAACCUCCCCCUCCCCCCUCUACCCGUCUCAACGUACCGUCCAAUGCGCCCAUGGACUCUCCCCUUCUCGCUUCUAUGCGUGCUGGCAACCGCGAGGGCCGAUCUCCAGGAGUUGGCGCUCUCAAAGAAGCCUUCGAUAUCACCUACGCUGUCCAUCGUAUGGAGGAAGAAGGUGCCCGACGCCGUGCGUACAAUGGCCCUGGCGGCGCUGGUACGCGUGGGUUCUUACAUGGGCUCAAUGAGGAAGAGGAGGAAGGUGAUGAAGCUGUGCAGGUUGAGGAGGCACGUAGAAAGCAUGGUGAGGUCGUUGCGCGACAGAUCCAAGAACAUCGAGGUCGGGCUGCUGCCAAUGCCGCUAGCGGCGUCAAGGAGCAGCCUGCUCCUGCUCAGCAGUACGUCGGCCGAGGUGGGGCCAACAGGCGAGAGGCUGAGGCUGCGCUCUACGAUGGCCGAGCGGGGCAGAGAGAUAGGGCUGAGGGCAAGUCGCAGGGUGGCGGCGGGUUCGAGCUUGAUCUCGGGAACGCGACGCUACUCGGUAGAAGGGGCAAGAAAGUUGCACCCAGUCCUCUGGCGCAAAUGAACCAAUAA
This is a messenger RNA of Cryptococcus wingfieldii CBS 7118, 2151 nucleotides long. RefSeq names its product CAMK/CAMK1/CAMK1-RCK protein kinase. Gene Ontology annotation, cellular component: spindle pole centrosome; spindle midzone; chromosome passenger complex. Gene Ontology annotation, molecular function: ATP binding; protein kinase activity. The record is from RefSeq and is a predicted model, not a curated record. Lineage: Eukaryota; Fungi; Basidiomycota; Tremellomycetes; Tremellales; Cryptococcaceae. The transcript is spliced from 8 exons. Gene Ontology annotation, biological process: regulation of cytokinesis; protein phosphorylation; mitotic spindle organization. Bases 1 to 2151 code for a protein of 716 amino acids.